CAAGAUAGUGAUGAAAGACAGAAGAGAAACCUUGUUUAUUUAAUCACAUAUUAUUUACUAGCAUAGAGAAUUUAGUGUAUAAAGGUAGGUAGAGUAUGUUCUGGGAUGAGCUAAUUAUUUUAGAAAUUGUAACCUGACAAAUUUCACAGAACAGCUGAAAUGCAGGAUGGAAAUUUCAGUAAGACUUGUGCCAAUAACAUAAGCAGACUUUUUAAAAGUGUAUUUGAGAGACAGGACUUUCUAACUAAGUGGUAGAGGUUAAAAAUUAAGAAGAUAGCUUUAGAAUUCAUAUUUAAGACCCAGCCAAAAAAAAAAAAAAAGGAAAUGCUAGUUUGAUAACACAUGCUAUUUAUGUAGUAUACUUAAUUAAGUCAGAUAUUUAAUUAUCACUGAUUAUUCUAUUUUCACUUAAUGCUCUGGAAAGCAUCCUAUCUUAAUUUCAUUUUAAAGUGCAAUACAAUCAUCCCACACACCUUCAUUUGUUCAUCUUUUUCAGGUUUAUUCCCUGCUGUCCUGAAUCUUGCUUCCAAUGCCCUCAUCACCACAAAUGCAACAUGUGGAGAGAAAGGACCCGAAAUGUAUUGCAAGUUGGUAGAGCAUGUCCCUGGGCAGCCGGUGAGGAACCCUCAGUGUCGGAUCUGCAAUCAAAACAGCAGCAAUCCAUACCAGAGGCACCCGAUUACAAAUGCUAUUGAUGGCAAGAACACUUGGUGGCAGAGUCCCAGUAUUAAGAAUGGAAUUGAAUACCAUUAUGUUACAAUUACGCUGGAUUUACAGCAGGUGUUCCAGAUCGCGUAUGUGAUUGUGAAAGCAGCCAAUUCCCCUCGGCCUGGAAACUGGAUUUUGGAACGCUCCCUGGACAAUGUUGAUUACAAGCCCUGGCAGUAUCAUGCUGUGACGGACGCAGAGUGCCUAACCCUCUACAAUAUUUAUCCCCGCACUGGGCCACCGUCAUAUGCCAAAGAUGACGAGGUCAUCUGCACUUCGUUUUAUUCCAAGAUACACCCCUUAGAAAAUGGAGAGAUUCAUAUCUCUUUGAUCAAUGGGAGACCGAGUGCUGACGAUCCUUCUCCUGAACUCCUGGAAUUUACCUCCGCUCGCUAUAUUCGCCUGAGGUUUCAGAGGAUCCGCACCUUGAAUGCCGAUUUGAUGAUGUUCGCUCACAAAGACCCGAGAGAAAUUGACCCCAUCGUCACACGAAGAUAUUACUACUCGGUCAAGGAUAUUUCGGUUGGAGGGAUGUGCAUCUGCUACGGUCAUGCCAGGGCUUGUCCACUUGAUCCAGUGACAAAUAAAUCCCGCUGUGAAUGUGAGCAUAACACAUGUGGUGAUAGCUGUGACCAGUGCUGUCCUGGAUUCCAUCAGAAACCUUGGAGAGCAGGCACUUUUCUGACCAAAACUGAAUGUGAAGCCUGCAAUUGUCAUGGGAAAGCUGAAGAAUGCUAUUAUGAUGAGAAUGUUGCCAGAAGAAAUCUGAGUUUAAAUAUACAUGGAAAGUACAUUGGAGGGGGUGUGUGCAUUAAUUGUACUCGAAACACUGCUGGCAUAAACUGUGAGACAUGCAUUGAUGGUUUCUUCAGACCCAAAGGGGUAUCUCCAAAUUAUCCAAGACCAUGCCAGCCAUGCCACUGUGAUCCAGUUGGUUCCUUAAAUGAAGUCUGUGUUAAGGAUGAAAAACAAGCUCGACGAGGCCUGGCACCUGGGUCCUGUCAUUGUAAGCCUGGCUUCAGAGGAGUGAGCUGCGAUCGUUGUGCCAGAGGUUACGCUGGCUACCCAGCCUGCAAGCCCUGCAACUGCAGUGGGGCCGGGAGCACAAAUGAGGACCCCUGUUUUGGACCCUGUAACUGCAAGGAAAAUGUUGAAGGAGGAGACUGCAGUCGCUGCAAAUUUGGGUUCUUCAAUUUGCAAGAGGAUAAUCAUAAAGGUUGUGAUGAGUGCUUCUGUUCAGGAGUUUCAAACAGAUGUCAAAGCUCCUACUGGACCUAUGGCCACAUACAAGACAUGAGUGGCUGGUAUCUGACUGACCUUUCUGGCCGUGUUCGAGUGAGCCCCCAGCUGGAGGACUUAGACUCGCCGCAGCAGAUCAGCAUUAGCAGCGUGGAGGCCCGCCGAGCCCUGCCCCAGACCUACUACUGGAGUGCGCCAGCGCCUUACCUGGGGAACAAGCUCACAGCAGCAGGAGGACAGUUGAUGUUUACCGUAUCAUAUGACCUUGAAGAAGCAAACGAAGAUGCAGAACACACACUCCAGCUUAUGGUUAUCUUAGAGGGAAAUGACUUGAGAAUCAGCUCAGCCCAAGAUGAGGUGUAUCUUCAACCAUCUGAAGAACAUAUUAAUGUGUUGUCACUUAAAGAAGAAUCAUUUACCACACAUGGCACAAAUUUCCCCGUCAGUAGAAAGGAGUUUAUGACAGUGCUUGUGAAUUUGCAGAGAGUCCUCAUACAGAUCACAUACAACUUUGGGAUGGAUGCCAUCUUCAGGCUGAGCUCUGUUAACCUUGAAUCGGCAGUCCCCUAUCCUACUGACGGAAGCUUUGCAACAGCUGUGGAAGUUUGUCAAUGUCCACCCGGGUACACUGGCUCCUCCUGUGAAAAGAGUCAUCAAGUUAAUGCUUCCUCUAAUCCCAUACCUGCCAAUAACACUAAGUCUUGUUGGCCUAGGCACAGACGAGUUAAUGGCACUAUUUUUGGUGGCGUCUGUGAGCCCUGUCAGUGCUUCGGCCACGCGGAAUCCUGUGAUGAUGCCACGGGAGAGUGCCAGGUGAGUGCUUACUCCGUGGGGGAUGCUGACGGGCAGGGCUGA
This is a messenger RNA of Odocoileus virginianus texanus, 2802 nucleotides long. The record is from RefSeq and is a predicted model, not a curated record. Lineage: Eukaryota; Metazoa; Chordata; Mammalia; Artiodactyla; Cervidae.